Messenger RNA from Nematolebias whitei (Rio pearlfish), 1035 nucleotides. RefSeq names its product opsin-5-like. Lineage: Eukaryota; Metazoa; Chordata; Actinopteri; Cyprinodontiformes; Rivulidae. Gene Ontology annotation, biological process: G protein-coupled receptor signaling pathway; visual perception. The transcript is spliced from 4 exons. The coding region runs from base 1 to 1035 and encodes 344 amino acids. Gene Ontology annotation, molecular function: G protein-coupled receptor activity. The record is from RefSeq and is a predicted model, not a curated record. Gene Ontology annotation, cellular component: membrane.
AUGGACCUUUACGCCUCGGCGCUGUCCCCGGCACUGGACAUCGGAACUGGCUGCUACCUGCUGGUUUUAACUGUGUUUUCCAUCAUUGGGAACCUACUGGUCCUCAUCAUGGCUUUUAAAAGAUCAGCAAGGAUGAAGCCUCCGGAGCUGCUGAGCGUCAAUCUGGCUGUGACAGACCUGGGAGCAGCCGUCAUCAUGUACCCCCUGGCCGUAGCCUCUGCCUGGAGCCACCACUGGGUGGGGGGAGAUGUUUCCUGCGUUUACUACGGCCUCGUAGGCUUCUUCUUUGGCAUCGCCAGCAUCAUGAACCUCACCGUGUUGGCCGUUGUACGCUUUGUUGUGUCCCUCAACCUGCACUCUACCAGGGAGAAAAUCAGUUGGAAGAAGGUGAAGGUUCUGUGUGUUUGGACCUGGCUGUACGCUCUCAUCUGGGCUCUGUUCCCCAUUCUGGGCUGGGGCCGCUACGGGCCCGAGCCCUUUGGCCUGUCCUGCUCGCUGGCUUGGGGCCAGAUGAAACACGAUGGCUUCUCGUUCGUCGUCUCCUUGUUCUCUGUCAAUCUGCUCGUGCCUUGUGUCGUCAUCAUCUGCUGCUACUUCGGCAUCGCCCUGAAGCUUUAUUUCACCUACAAGAAGUCGGUGAACAGCCACCGUGUUCCCAACGUUGUUAGGCUUCACCGAAGGCUGUUAAUGAUUGCUGUUUUGAUCAGCGCAGGUUUCAUAGGCUGCUGGAUGCCGUAUGGUUUGGUGAGCCUGUGGUCCAUUCUGAAUGACAGCAGUAAAAUCUCUCCUGAAGUCAGUCUGCUGCCCUGCAUGUUUGCAAAGAGCUCUACCGUGUACAACCCCAUGAUCUACUACUUCUUCAGCCAGAGCUUCAAACGGGAGGUAAAGCAGCUGGGAUGGAUGUGCUUAGGCUCCAAUCCAUGCCACGUCACCAGCAGCAUCAAUGACAACAACAUAUACAUGGUGAGUGUGAACGUGAAGAGUAAAGAAACGCCUCGGGAGACUGUGCAGGAAAUCACAGAGCUGAGACAGUAA